Molecule: messenger RNA, 1615 nt
Organism: Dentiscutata erythropus
Lineage: Eukaryota; Fungi; Glomeromycota; Glomeromycetes; Diversisporales; Gigasporaceae
Source: the annotation of a GenBank genome assembly
AUGAGUAGUUAUAUAGAUGAACCGGAUUUUAAUGCUGGCUACUAUGAAGCUUUAACUUUUGUUGCUAUUGUCAUAGUUAUCUCAAUAGUAUAUCAAACUAAACAAAUUCAGAGGUAUCUUUCAGGUUCAAAAGUAUCUGUUAUUCCUGAUUUACCUCAACGAAGAGAUAAAUAUGAGCAGGAUAAUUAUGCACAAGGAAUGAGUCAAUCUACAGUUGCUUUCGCUCCUGCAACUAAACUUCAUUUUGCUCCAACCGUAUAUGCUCAUAAGAUAUUGAAUUAUGUUAUUCAUAUCCUUGGUGUUGGCGAUAUGUCAGUCGGUGAAAUCAUUAUAUUCACCUUGUACGUAGCUAUAAAUAUCAUUUUUCUGGUGAUACCUUUCAAUGGAUCUGGAAUUCCUUCAACACCCAACAUUCGAGCCGCUUACGUUGCUUUGGGAAAUGUUGUUUUCGUGUAUCCUUUGGCUACUAGGAAUUCCGUUUUCGUAAAACUUAUUGGUGUUCCUUUUGAACGUAUGAUCAGGUUUCAUCGUUGGGUUGGAAGAACAAUCUUUUACCUUAUUACUUUUCAUGCUUCAUACCAAAUGACCGUUUCUGGUUCUCUUAAUCUAAUUUUUGCUAGCUCAGUUACUCUAUAUGGUUUCCUUGCUUAUGCGUCCAUAUUUAUAAUUGUAAUAAUGUCCCAUUCUCUAUUUAGACGUUAUUUCUUUGAAGUAUUUUACUGGUCACAUUUCUUUUUUAUCUUCUUUUUCAUUUUCGGUUGCCUUCAUCAACCACAAUUCCUCGUCUUUGCAAUAUAUGGUUUUGUUCUUUAUGUCAUUGAUAGAGCAAUUCGUUUCAUUAAUGGGUUUAAACCUGUUGAAAUAGUAUCAGUUGAAGCUCUUUCUGCCGGUGUCACUCGUGUAAUCUUUGAUUUUAAAUCACGCUACGAAGCUGGACAAUACAUGUUUGUAAACUUUCCAAAUAUCAAUCCCCCUAUAUCUUUAGUCACAUGGCAUCCUGUAUCUUUCUCUUCCGCACCUGGUAUAGAUGAUUUAAGUCAUGAUAGUAUACAUAUGAAAAUUCAAGGUGGAUUUACCCGUCGAUUAUACGCUCAAUCACAGGAAGGAAUGUAUAACAUGCCUUCGAAAUUGAAAAUUGAUGGUCCAUAUGGAAAACCAAGUCUUGACUUUUUAAACUAUCGAACUGUUGUGUUGGUUGCUGGUGGUAUUGGUAUUACUCCAAUGAUUAGUAUAUUACGAGAUAUAGUAGAUCGUCAAGUUGCAAACAUGCCAAUUAUGACACAGUCCAUUUAUUUCUUAUGGACGGUACCUGAUACCAAUUCUUAUUCAUGGUUUGGAAACGAAUUAAAUGAAAUAACUGAAAAAUUCACUAGAAAGUUACCAGAAUCCAAAUAUUUACUUGAUGUUAAAAUAUUCCUUACAAGAUCUACAACAACACCAUCAUCUGUAUUCUUCCAAGGUCGACCUGACUUUUUGACGAUGAUGCAAGAUCUAAAGCAAUAUCAUGGUUCUGGUGAUAUUGCUGUAGGUGCAUGUGGUCCAUCUUCUAUGUUGAAAGAAGUGAGAAGAGCUGCGGUAGCUGAAAGUGAUGAAACUUGUUUGAUCAAAGUUCAUU